Messenger RNA from Iphiclides podalirius (scarce swallowtail), 258 nucleotides. NCBI's taxonomy places the organism in Eukaryota, Metazoa, Arthropoda, Insecta, Lepidoptera, Papilionidae. The record is from the annotation of a GenBank genome assembly.
AUGGCUAUCAAUGGGCUUGUUCUUCCACCAAUUACCAUCAUUUGGGAUGAUAGUCGACCACAGACCAGUGACGAGGAAGUGGUAUUCUGGUUAAACGCGUCAUUACUGCACAACGCCGUCCAGCCCGGCGUCCGCAAAGAGAGAAACAAAACUGACGAUGUGAGUGAUGACUUAAUUUUUAGAACCGCCGCGGCGAAGGGAAACCGGAGCCGGCCGGUUGGAGCACGUGUGGCGCAACGGUUUGAGCGCUCGCCUCGC